Messenger RNA from Clonostachys solani, 1050 nucleotides. The record is from the annotation of a GenBank genome assembly. Lineage: Eukaryota; Fungi; Ascomycota; Sordariomycetes; Hypocreales; Bionectriaceae.
AUGACGGGCUCCAAUCCCCGAAACACACCCGAUAACUCGUCCACCGGAGGAACCAUCACCAUCACGAUGCCCUCUGCCAUCUCCCCGGAGGUCCAUGCCUCCCUCUCCGCCAUGAGGAACUCCCAGCCGCCACCAAGUUCUCUCUCCUCCGCCACGGAUCCGCGCACCGCGCACCCCCUCCGACCGCCGCACAAGCGCAUGCGCUCUGAAGCCCCCGACCCCCCCACGACGGCUGUCUCUCACGCGCCGGUCGAGUCUCUCGGCUCCUCGAAGCGGUCCCGCGACCUCCUGUUCGACUCCGUCGUCGCCAACAACGAGUCCGCCGAGUUCCACCGCACAAUCAACAGCCCCGACGACCUGGGCAAGGCGGAGCUGCUGAAGUGCUUCGAGAUCCUCCACGCUUGCGGCAGGGCUACGGUGCCGGACGCGUCGCUGGCAGUCACUAGGAAGAGCAUCGAGGGGUUCUUGGAGGCCAUAUUCAACGGGUGGGCGAACGAUCAGGAGAAGGAGUUGGCGAAGCCGUCGCUCGAGUUUAGGGCCGACGCUGAUGUUGUCGCUGGCCAUAUUUGCGGUAAGGAUGUUCUUCCCAUUUUUCUCUUCGGAGGAGAACUUGCUGACCUGAUUCCUUGGUUUUCCUCAACAGGCUUUCCCCAAGAGCACAGUGACACGAGCAACUGUGCAACCUCAAACGAGUGCAAAGCCGAAUUCUCCGCCAUUGCGACCUAUUCUACCGAAACCCCCAGCCUGAAGAUUGAGUUCGUCAUCUCGAAGCAGGUAGAGGGCGAGGACCCCGUCGUCCUCAGUCCCCUCAUGCGCCGUGACAUGCGAUGGCUGGAGACGGAAUGGCCGCAGGAGCUGCGUACAGAGCUGAAGCGGAAGCUCAUGGGCCGUCUUCACAAGUACAACAAGCAUGUGGCCCUGUGGAAGGCCAGAAAGCUGGUGCAGGGCUGGAUCAAGGGCGAUCCGACUGAUGUCAGUGUUGGUGGAUCUGAAUUUUUGGGACCGCAGGAGGCUGAUGCGGCCAUGAUGGGGUUUGGGACGGCCGCUUGA